ACGCCGACGGAGAGCAGAAGCGGCUGUAGGGGUACAGCAGCGACGUUACGGAGGGAAAAAGAAAGCAAAACGAAAACGACGCGGUUUAAAGCCCGAGAGUGUUUGCUCUGAAGUUGCGAAAGAGUGUUUCUGGGAGGGUCGUCCGCAGACUCUGUCUGUGUUGCCCUCUGUUUUGUUGUCUUCCUUCAGGCUUCUCGGCUCGAGUCGGCGCGGUCUUUGUGUUGAGACGGUUUGUUUGUGUUGUGCGGAGCGGCUCCCGCCCGGCGCUCCAGUCUUCCGCGAUGAGCAGGGGAGCCUCUUACUUUGGGAUUCGCCCCUGAAAGCCUUCGCUUCGGCUGCGUGUCUUUUGUGUGACCGCCUGCAGAGAGAGAAGUUGUUCCGCUCACCACGAAGUGAGAGAAGAAGGGAGACGCCUUUUUGGCGGAGGAGAUGGGCAAUUGUCUGAAGUCUCCCACGUCGGAUGAUAUCUCCCUACUGCACGAAUCCCAGUCGGACAGAGCCAGCUUCGGGGACGGGCCGGACCCGGACCAGGAGCCGCCGCCGCCAUAUCAGGAGCAGGCCCAGGUGCCCGUGUACCAUCCGACGCCCAGCCAGACACGCUUGGCCACGCAGCUGACGGAGGAGGAGCAGGUGCGCAUCGCCCAGCGCAUCGGCCUCAUCCAGCACCUCCCCAAGGGGGUAUACGAUGGCGGGAGAGACGGCUCAGAGAAAAAGAUCAGAGAGUGUGUCAUCUGCAUGAUGGACUUUGUGUACGGAGAUCCCAUCCGGUUCCUGCCCUGCAUGCAUAUCUACCACAUGGACUGUAUCGACGACUGGCUCAUGCGCUCCUUCACCUGCCCCUCCUGCAUGGAGCCUGUGGAUGCCGCGCUGCUCUCUUCUUAUGAGACCAACUGACACACACACCCCCCCCUUCCCCGGCCUGUCCCAGCACUUUCCUAGUUUUCCCUGCCCUCUCCCCCCCUCCGACUACACCUCUGCUAGGCUGGGGUGGGGUCUAACUGUAGAGAGAAAUCCUCAGAUCUCCCGCCAGGACCUGCUGGCCAGGACACCCUGCGAGGGAAAGGAGACACUGCUGAUGGGUGCUGACCGCGUCUGUGUGCACACGCACGUGUGUGCUCGCAAAGCGCAUGUCGUGACAGCACCAGAAAUCAGUCUAGUGGCUACAGGUGGAGGAAGCAUCUACAUGGAUGUCUGUCUUGUGGGGAAAAUGGACGGUUUGUUGGGAGGAGUCGUGUCUAGAGUACACUGAUGUCACCUUGACUGUCUUACUGUUCCUUGGUGGAUUUUCCAGCAGGAAAGGAUGGAUUCACCUCUCCGAAGGCGGAACAGCCUCUGCGCUGUCGACAACAUUGAAGGUCUGGUGUCUGGCAGCAUAGGGUGAAGCUCCACUUCAGUCAGAUGUUGAAAGGGCUCACUGAUCUCAAAUCACAUGGAACCAGGCUACAAAUAAGUUGUACUCGCAAGAUCUGAGUGCACAAGCAUAUCAUUCUAAAGUAGAAAUAUGUACUUUUCUUGGACUUUUUUUUUUUUUUUUAAAACUCUGACAUCUCGGUUCAUAGAGAUAAUCACUCUAUUUGAAUGAGUUUGUCUCAAGUGUAUGAAUGAGGUUUGGACUUGAUUUCAGCCUCAGACACCGUGUCAGCAGGUUCUUUAUGACAAAUUAACCCUUAAUAGUAGACUGUUUGGGUUCAGCUGACGCGUUACUUCACUCGUGGUUCUUGCGUUAUCUUCUUAAUUUGUCGUUUAGCAAAUGUGUUCCACAUAUAGAGCGUUGAACUGUUGCAUAUCUUGCAACAAUCAGGAAAUGUUACACAUUUGUAGCUGUGAACAUGGCAGAUAAGAUGAGUACUGCAGCAUCGGUGCAGUCUUUGCCAUCUUCUCCUAAGACUGAAAGAACCUGAAUGAAACUGUCUGAAAGGACAGUUGUCCUUAGUUGCUGCUAGGCUUCCUGUUGUAUUAGUACUUCAGUGUUGACAUUGUCUUGGCUUGUGUUAGUUUUUUUUUUUUUUUUCCCGAAGAAUUAAAACACAUCCAUUGGUGUCCCCACUCUCAGUUCAUUCUUCUGGUUUAUUGUGAUCCUUAUUUUCUUUUGCAUUUCGGUUUGGCUGUUCCAUCCUGCAGUACAGCCAACUCAUCCUGUUAAAUGUUUUUGUGUCACCGGUCUUUUGGGUGGAGCGAGAGCAUUACAUACAUUGUAAUUAUACUAAACAUUAUGCUUUUUUUGACACGGCCAUCAUAGAACUGAAAAUAAAACUAAUAAAUUCUGUAUAAGGAAGUGAGAAAUGAGUUCAAGUGAUUAUAUGAGAACCGCUUGUUCUCUACUGUUGUACCAUAUUGUACGGUACCUGUGACUGUUAAAGUGAGUUUUUUUUUUUUUUUUUUUUUUUUUUUUUUUUUUUUUUUUU
Molecule: messenger RNA, 2405 nt
Organism: Scleropages formosus (Asian bonytongue)
Lineage: Eukaryota; Metazoa; Chordata; Actinopteri; Osteoglossiformes; Osteoglossidae
Gene: rnf11b
Product: ring finger protein 11b
Exons: 3
Coding region: 430-894 (154 amino acids)
Biological process (GO): ubiquitin-dependent protein catabolic process
Cellular component (GO): ubiquitin ligase complex
Molecular function (GO): ubiquitin protein ligase activity
Source: RefSeq, a predicted model, not a curated record